GCGUGCUCGUUCCCGCGUCAAUUGUAUUUGAUGACUGUGAUACUUGUAGCGAUGUGAGAGGAACAAAUUGAUGACACGAAUGAUUGGGCGCGAGACCCAGGAUCAAGUCUAGUCCGAGCAUCCGGGGCGCUCCAUCGUUCGGCUGAAUGGACUCACCUCUCUCACAACCCGAGUGGCAUCUUCACUUCCGCUCUAUGACGAUAACAUCACACAUUUUUGGAUGACAGACUCGUAAACAGAACGGUAGGAGAACAAAAACUACCAGGACGACCUUGACACAUUUCGGGAAUCACUAAAGAUGAAUAUCGAUCAUAGGAUGCUCGCACUCGACCCCACCGCAAUAUUAUCAAUGUUGAUAUCCAGACCCGCGCCUCUGUCCAGGAUCUGCGCAUUCAACUUGACGGGGUACGGUCCGACACCAAUGAGUGCGGUGCUCAUCGAGCCGACGUUCACUCCAGUCUCGUACACCGUAACCCCGAGCGGACCGAAAACGAGCUUGAUUUGGUAUGCGGACCCUCCAGGAACGAAUGCCGAGGUGCCGAUCGUCUGGAAACGUUGG
This is a messenger RNA of Mycena citricolor, 559 nucleotides long. The record is from the annotation of a GenBank genome assembly. NCBI's taxonomy places the organism in Eukaryota, Fungi, Basidiomycota, Agaricomycetes, Agaricales, Mycenaceae.